AUCAUAGCACAUCCAACAUGGCGGUGAGGGCAUCAGUGGCUUCAGGCAGGCUUCUGCAAGGUAUCCGCAAGUGGUACUACGGCCUGUGCGGUUUCAAUAAGAUUGGUUUAAUGUAUGACGACACGAUAUACGAGGACGAUGACGUGAAGGAGGCCGUGCGGAGGCUCCCGGAGAACCUCUACAACGACCGCAUCUUCCGUAUCAAGAGAGCUCUGGAUUUGACCAUGAAGCAUCAGAUCCUCCCCAAAGAGCAGUGGACGAAAUAUGAGGAGGAUGUGCAGUACCUGACGCCAUACCUGACAGAGGUGAUCCGCGAAAGGAAAGAAAGAGAAGAGUGGAUGAAGAAGUGAAAGCAAAUCUGGACCGGUUAUUCCUUGGUGAUGUGUAUUUAAGAUGAAAUCAUAUAGUCAUUAAAAUGUACAUUUUAAAACAAAUC
This is a messenger RNA of Corythoichthys intestinalis (scribbled pipefish), 436 nucleotides long. RefSeq names its product cytochrome b-c1 complex subunit 7 (gene uqcrb). The coding region runs from base 18 to 350 and encodes 110 amino acids. The record is from RefSeq and is a predicted model, not a curated record. Gene Ontology annotation, biological process: mitochondrial electron transport, ubiquinol to cytochrome c. The transcript has 4 exons. Lineage: Eukaryota; Metazoa; Chordata; Actinopteri; Syngnathiformes; Syngnathidae.